Molecule: messenger RNA, 336 nt
Organism: Arabis nemorensis
Lineage: Eukaryota; Viridiplantae; Streptophyta; Magnoliopsida; Brassicales; Brassicaceae
Source: the annotation of a GenBank genome assembly
AUGGAUUUGCAGAGAGGUAUGGUCAUGUUAUUGUGUUUGGUUCUCCUGAUAAUCGAAACGACGGCGUAUCGAGAGAGACAGCUGCUGGAACCGGAGAAAACAGCGGUAGAAAACGCAAACGCGGCGGUGGCGUUAGGUGAUCGUGGUUUGAAAACGCGGCGGCCGGAGCAUAAGAACGCUUACGCGACGAUGAUGUAUAUGGGAACGCCAAGGGAUUACGAGUUCUAUGUGGCGACACGUGUCUUGAUCAGAUCGUUGAGAAGUCUACACGUGGAGGCUGAUCUUGUAGUCAUCGCUUCUCUUGAUGUUCCUCUCCGAUGGGUUCAAGCUUUGUAA